Molecule: messenger RNA, 1544 nt
Organism: Prunus avium (sweet cherry)
Lineage: Eukaryota; Viridiplantae; Streptophyta; Magnoliopsida; Rosales; Rosaceae
Gene: SKL2
Product: shikimate kinase like 2
Cellular component (GO): cytosol
Source: RefSeq, a predicted model, not a curated record
AAACCCCAUUUUCUUUCAUAGCGGGCAUAUCUCAACCUUCACUCACAGCACCACUUUCUUAUCCAAGUUCUCUGUUUUCCUUUAACCAAAACCGAAAUGGUGGAUACAACAAUUUCUACUAUCACUUGCUCUGGUUUCAGUUGCUCGCAAAAUCCAAUCAACACCUCACAUCUCUCUUCCCUCCAGAAGCUCUGCAAACCCAAAUGGAGUUGUAUCUCAUUCUCACUCACCGACCUUUCUUUCCCAAGUCCUCGCCUUUUGUUCGGAAAUGGCCGCCACCUGAAGACCUCUUAUAGUCCCAAAGUCUCCUCCCAGAGUCUCUCCACCAUCCCCGUCCCCAGCAAGAACUACGAGUUUCUUGAUGGUUCUUCUGAGGUGGAAUUGAGAUUACAGCUUGGGGGUCAAAAUAUCCAAAGCACUAGAGAUAUUUUUGUGGAUGCAAAUGGCACCUCAUUGACAAUAAAAGUACAGCACUCUGGGUCUCUUAUCACACUUAUGGAAACUAAUCAUCUGUUUGAUAAAAUAAAGCCUGCUGAAACAAUAUGGUAUAUAGAUGAUGAUGAGCUAGUUAUAAACUUGAAAAAGCAGGAUCCAGAAUUGAAAUGGCCUGAUAUUAUGGAGUCCUGGGAGUCUCUGACACUGGGAUCUAUGCAACUUCUGAAAGGAGCAUCAAUUUACAUUGUUGGGGAUUCAACUGAAAUCAACCAGCAAGUGGCUCAAGAACUUGCAGUUGGUCUUGGAUAUACACCACUGAGUACAAAGGAGUUGCUGGAAACAUUUGCCAAGCAGAGCAUUGAUUCAUGGCUGCUUGCUGAAGGUUCUGACUCUGUAGCAGAAGCAGAAAUUGCUAUAUUACAAAGUUUAAGUAGUCAUGUACGAGCAGUAGUUGCAACAUUAGGAGGGCAGCAGGGAGCUGCUAGAAGGGCUGGUAAAUGGCGCCAUCUUUAUGCAGGAUUUACUGUCUGGCUGUCCCAAACUGAAACCACAGAUGAAGAUUCAGCAAAGGAAGAGGCCAGGAGUCAUAUUAAAGAUGGCAGACUAGCUUACUCAAAUGCAGACGUGGUUGUCAAGCUACAGGGUUGGGAUACAGAUCAUGCUAAAAGUGUGGCUGAGGGAUGCUUGAGUGCCCUUAAACAAUUAAUUCUAUCAGACAAGAAACUUCCAGGUAAGAAGAGCCUCUACAUAAGGUUGGGCUGCCGAGGCGACUGGCCAAACAUCAAGCCUCCUGGUUGGGAUCCAUCAGCUGGAGAUGAUGUUUCUCCUAGUGGAUUCUAACAGUAAUUGCACGACAUUAACGAUUGUAGGACAAUCUAGAUUGCCCCUGAAGAUGUUUUGGUUGAGUUUGGAUCGCAUAUGUAUCUCACCGUUGUCUUUUACUGCAGAUGCUCGUUAUCUUUUAAGUAAACCAUGGAAAAAGAAAUCACCUUUCUUGUAAUUUGCUUAUAGUUUACUCUGCCCGGAUACAAGCAUUCUUGUAUUUAAUUCUUUAUCAUGCAAACACAGGAUACAAAAGUAAUAGAAGCACCAUUGGGAAACAAAUCAAA